Messenger RNA from Acanthosepion pharaonis, 1206 nucleotides. The record is from the annotation of a GenBank genome assembly. Lineage: Eukaryota; Metazoa; Mollusca; Cephalopoda; Sepiida; Sepiidae.
AUGCCUUUAAACCCUCUGCCUCCCACCAUUCCUUCCUCUGCCUUCCACCAUUCCCUCCCUCUGCCUCCCACUAUUCCCUGCCGCUGCCCCCCCACUAUUCCUUCCCUCUUUCACACCCACUAUUCCUUACCUCUGCCUCCCACCAUUUCCUCCCUCAGCCUCCCACCAUUCCUUCACUCUGGCUCACACCAUUCCCUCCCUCUGCCUCCCACCAAACCAUCCUCUGCCUUCCACCAUUCCCUCCCUCUGCCACCCAAUAUUCCCUCCCGCUGCCCCCCACCAUUCCUUCCCUCUUUCACACCCACUAUUCCUUACCUCUGUCUCCCACCAUUUCCUCCCUCUGCCUCCCACCAUUCCCUCUCUCUGCCUCCCAACAUUCCUUCCCCCUGCCUCCUACCAUUCCCUCCACCUGCCUCCCACCAUUCCUUCCCUCUUUCCCUCACACCAUUCCUUCCUCUGCCUCCCACCAUUCCCUCCCUUUGCCACCCAACAUUCCCUCCCUCUGCCUCCCCACCAUUCCUUCCUCUGCUUUCCACCAUUCCUCCUCUUUGCCUUCCACCAUUCCCUCUAUCUGCCACCCACCAUUCUCUCCCUCUGCCACCCAAUAUUCCCUCCCGCUGCCCAUCACCAUUCCUUCCCUCUUUCACACCCACUAUUCCUUACCUCUGCAUUCCACCAUUUCCUCCCUCUGCCUCCCACCAUUCCUUCACUCUGGCUCCCACCAUUUCCUCUCUCUGCCUCCCAACAUUCCUUCCCCCUGCCUCCUACCAUUCCUUCCCCCUGCCUCCCACCAUUCCUUCCCUCUUUCCCUCCCACCAUUCCUUCCCUCUUUCCCUCCCACAAUUCCUUCCUCUGCCUUCAACCAUUCCCUCCCUCUGCCUCCCACCAUUCACUCCCUCUGCCACCCACCCAUUCAUUCCCUAUGACACCCACCAUUCCCACCCUCUGCCACCCAAUAUUCCCUCCCGCUGCCGCCCACCAUUCCUUCCCUCUGCUUCCCACUAUUCCUUCACUCUGGCUUCCACCAUUCCUUCUUCCUGCCUCCCACCAUUCCUUCCCCGUGCCUCCCACCAUUCCUUCCCUCUUUCCUUCCCACCAUUCCUUCCCUCUUUCCUUCCCACUAUUCCUUCCCUCUGCCUCCCACCAUUCCCUCCCUCUGACACCCACCAUUCCCUCCCUCUGACACCCAAUAUUCCCUCCCUCUGA